AUGGUGCCGGAGACGCCGAUCGAGCUAAGGCCGGAUUCCAUGGCAGUUGAUGGGAAAGAGAAUGGACUGCGGGGGACUAUGGUUGACCUAGUUGACACUUCUCUUGACAGCAGUCCACAAAAAGACAGACCCUCGUAUAAGCAAACUCUCACCGGGGAACGAGUGGAUCAUGGAAGAGUAGAGGCAGAGGAUAGGGAUUUUGACUCAGAAGAUGAUGAAAUUGAAGACGAGGAGGAAGAUAAAGAUUGCCCGACUAUUCGACUUACGAGGGCUGAGAAAAGAAUAUUGCGUGCUCCUUGGAAGCAAACCCUCAUUAUAAAGCUUUGGGGGAGAUCUGUGGGCUACAACUAUCUACUGCGUAAAUUGCAAAAUAUGUGGAAACCUUCGGCGCCCAUGGACCUUGUGGCCAUUGAAAAUGAUUACUUCCUUGUUCGUUUUACUGCCAAAAAAGAUUAUGAAUUUGCUAAACUUGAAGGCCCUUGGAUGAUAUUAGAUCAUUAUCUUGUGGUGAAGGAAUGGCACCCCAACUUUGAUCCCCUUACAGAUAAAACGGAAAAACUCAUAGUGUGGGUGAGAUUCCCGUGUCUACCUAUAGAGUAUUUCAACUUUGUAUUCCUUGAAAAAGUGGGGAAGAAGAUCGGAAAGCCUAUUCGUGCCGACAUCUCAACAGAUAUGGCAACAAGGGGGAGGUAUGCUAGGAUAUGUGUAGAAGUUGAUAUAACCAAACCACUCCUAGCCAAAUUCAAGCUUUACAAUCGAGUUCGCAGAAUCGAAUAUGAAGGCAUACAUUUGGUGUGUUUUGGGUGCGGAAGGUAUGGACAUAAAAAAGAGGCGUGUCCAGUCGGAAACAAGGCAGAUAAUCCGGUGGAGAUGGAUAAUGUGCAACCCAACCAAAACCCAUUAGCCGGUGAGGAAGGUGCAAACAAAGAAGAGUUCAUCGAGAUUGAAGGGAAUUUCAGAAAAUUACAGAUUAUUCGGCCAGAAGUGGUGGAAGACUUUGGCCCUUGGAUGCUUGCCCAGCGCAAACAGAGGAGAUUUGGGAAUUAUAAUCCAAGAACUAACACAGGAAGGAAACACCAAGGAAAUGUGGAUAAUACAAAAAAUAAAGAAGUUCAGAAGAAACAUCCCCAAAAACCUGUGGGAGAAAAUUCGAGGUUCAAUGUGUUAUACGACUUAGAGGAAAAUGACAAUGAACAGACUGAAGAUUGUGAACAAAGGGAAGUGGUUCAGUUGAACUCAAGGGAUCAUACUGCUCAACCUAGCCGUGGGUUACAGGGCAAGGGGAAAAGACCACAGAUUCAAAUUUCUGCCAAACAAAUUGAUAAUGACAAAAACCAGCCCAGGCAACCGUCCAGUGACAAGCCAAGAGAACGCGCAGAAAGCAGCAAAAGUGGAGGAAUGAACGGAUCAAACCAAGCUGCAGCGGAGGUGGAACAUGUGGUUGUGAGGGGAACACAAAAAGGAAAAAAUAUUACUAGAACAGUGGUGGAAACAGGAGGUGUUGGAGAAAAAUCCGAUUCCCUCCUCUCCCAUGAUGCAGCGAACCAUCAUCAGGAUCCUCCUUUUCAUGAUAUGGGAAUGAAUUGUCAUUCUGCCAGUAGAGCGAAUCACCCUUCUGACUAG
Molecule: messenger RNA, 1623 nt
Organism: Ipomoea triloba (trilobed morning glory)
Lineage: Eukaryota; Viridiplantae; Streptophyta; Magnoliopsida; Solanales; Convolvulaceae
Exons: 1
Coding region: 1-1623 (540 amino acids)
Molecular function (GO): nucleic acid binding; zinc ion binding
Source: RefSeq, a predicted model, not a curated record